AUGGCCCCAAGAUCCUCAAGGGGCAUAGCCCCAGGUCUGCUCUGUGGUCUGAGCCUCUUCCUUGGCUUCCCAGGCCUGGUCUGGGUCCAAAUUUCUGUGCCUCCUCAAUCUUCUCCCCACACUGAGCCCCAUCCGUGUCACACCUGCCGGGGACUGGUUGACAGCUUCAACAAGGGCCUGGAGAGAACCAUCCGGGACAACUUUGGAGGUGGAAACACUGCUUGGGAGGAAGAGAAGUUGUCCAAAUACAAAGACAGUGAGACCCGCCUGGUAGAGGUGCUUGAGGGCGUGUGUAGCAAGUCGGACUUCGAGUGCCACCGCCUGCUGGAGCUGAGUGAGGAGCUGGUGGAGAGCUGGUGGUUUCACAAGCAGCAGGAAGCCCCCGACCUCUUCCAGUGGCUCUGCUCAGAUUCCCUGAAGCUCUGCUGCCCCUCAGGCACCUUCGGGCCCUCCUGCCUUCCCUGUCCUGGGGGUGCGGAGCGGCCCUGCGGUGGCUACGGCCAUUGUGAAGGGGAAGGGACUCGAGGGGGCAGCGGACACUGUGACUGCCAAGCUGGCUACGGGGGUGAGGCCUGUGGCCAGUGCGGCCUCGGCUACUUUGAGGCGGAGCGCAACGCCAGCCAUCUGGUAUGUUCGGCUUGUUUUGGCCCCUGUGCCCGCUGCUCAGGACCCGAGGAGUCACACUGUUUGCAGUGCAAGAAGGGCUGGGCCCUGCAUCACCUCAAGUGUGUAGACAUUGAUGAAUGCGGCACGGAGCGAGCCAGCUGUGGAGCUGACCAGUUUUGUGUGAACACGGAGGGCUCCUACGAGUGCCGGGACUGUGCCAAGGCCUGCCUGGGCUGCAUGGGGGCGGGACCCGGCCGCUGUAAGAAGUGUAGCCCUGGCUACCAGCAGGUGGGCUCCAAGUGUCUCGAUGUGGACGAGUGCGAGACGGCGGUGUGCCCGGGAGAGAACCAGCAAUGUGAGAAUGCUGAGGGCAGUUACCGCUGCGUCUGUGCCGACGGCUACAAACAAAUGGAAGGCAUCUGUGUGAAGGAGCAGAUCCCAGAGUCAGCGGGCUUCUUCUCGGAGAUGACGGAGGACGAGCUGGUGGUGCUGCAGCAGAUGUUCUUUGGUGUCAUCAUCUGCGCACUGGCCACACUGGCCGCCAAGGGCGACUUGGUCUUUACCGCCAUCUUCAUUGGAGCUGUGGCAGCCAUGACUGGCUAUUGGUUGUCAGAGCGCAGUGACCGUGUGCUGGAGGGCUUCAUCAAGGGCAGAUAA
Molecule: messenger RNA, 1263 nt
Organism: Rangifer tarandus platyrhynchus (Svalbard reindeer)
Lineage: Eukaryota; Metazoa; Chordata; Mammalia; Artiodactyla; Cervidae
Source: the annotation of a GenBank genome assembly